UUUGGGGCAUUGUUGAAGCAAGGGCAAAGCGUGUAGUCAACAGCUUGUACAGAUUUUAAAUAGCGUUUUUUUGGGGGGGGGCUUUAGUAUUGUUUAGGCAUAAAUAACCAGGACAAUUAACACAAGGUUUUUCGAACAACUGCAACGUCUAUAGGGGCCACCUUUAGAUACAGACACACUAGUCUUAUAACAAAGCAUUUGGCCAGACUGCGCGCUAGCAACGCUAACAGUUCCUUCUACUCAAAAAGGACUCACCAACGGUCGAUUUCAAAAAAUAACAUUAACGUUAACUGCAGUUCUGUAUGGUCGAGGGAGAUAACCGUUAUUUAACGUUACCUCCAAACAGUCCGCAACACAGACAGUUGCUCUCAUGCUCCGGCGUAACUUACAGCCAGUGGGAGGAAAACAUUAAACAUUUUAAACAAUUUAACUCGCGAUUCUCAACCUGUCAGCCUAUUCAUACUAUUUUUUAUCAGAUUCCGACAUUGUGGCCGACCGCAGUGCUAACGUAAACCGUUCAGUGCCCACUGGCUUCAUUAAGAGUGUUCUCUUCCUACGUUAAUUUAACGUUAUGUGAAGAAAUGAAGCUGCCAUAAUGGCGACAGUCGUGAAAAGAAAGAUGCACAGAAGAGACUCAUAUCCUGGAAUUAAAAGAAAGGGAGCCAACUAGCAUCAAUACGAGCUUAGCAAAGCUAUCCAGCUAGCAGCAGCCCUGCUAGUGUGUUUGCUGUUGAAGAGGCCAAUUAUCUUUCAGCUUUUUUUUUUUAAUUGAAGUGUCAGUUAAUGGUGCUUGGCGUGAAAGUAGUCGACUGUCUAAGUAACAGUUACGAUAACGUUAAAGGGUUUUUUUUUGUUUUUGUUUUAAGUUAUAGUGUUUAGUUAGCAUCCGGCUGAGCUAACGCUAGAGAGUAGCGACAGCCAGCACUUAUUGCUGCUGAGUUUAAGUGACAGGAUCAGUCUUAUUUCUUUGUUUCUGCGAGACUAACAAUGGCAGCCCCGACUACCGAGGCCGUGUUCUUGAUAAAGGAUGUGAAGCCCGGGUCGAAAAAUCUGAAUAUCGUAUUCAUCGUAUUGGAAAUAGGACGAGUAACCAAAACAAAAGAUGGACACGAGGUUCGCUCCUGCAAGGUGGCAGACAAGAGCGGGAGCAUCGCUAUCUCUGUGUGGGACGAGCUGGGCAGCCUUAUUCAGCCAGGGGACAUCAUCAAGUUGACCCGAGGCUACGCGUCCAUAUGGAAAGGCUGCCUGACUCUGUACACUGGAAGAGGAGGGGAUCUGCAGAAGAUCGGAGAGUUCUGCAUGGUGUAUUCAGAAGUGCCCAACUUCAGUGAACCAAACCCAGAGCUGCUAUCCCAAGGAAACCAGCAGAACAAGUCUGGUAAACCAGACCAGAAUCAGAGGGGAAAUUCUCCGCCCAAUCAGAAUUCAGGUACUCCUGCUCCACCAGGUAAUGGCGCCAUGCCGCCAUUUGCCAACAACAACAACAACAAC
Messenger RNA from Morone saxatilis (striped sea-bass), 1491 nucleotides. Its product is annotated as SOSS complex subunit B2-like. Gene Ontology annotation, cellular component: SOSS complex. Lineage: Eukaryota; Metazoa; Chordata; Actinopteri; Moronidae. The record is from RefSeq and is a predicted model, not a curated record. Gene Ontology annotation, biological process: response to ionizing radiation; double-strand break repair via homologous recombination; mitotic cell cycle checkpoint signaling. Gene Ontology annotation, molecular function: DNA binding.